Molecule: messenger RNA, 1496 nt
Organism: Vigna angularis (adzuki bean)
Lineage: Eukaryota; Viridiplantae; Streptophyta; Magnoliopsida; Fabales; Fabaceae
Product: mitochondrial uncoupling protein 3
Exons: 3
Coding region: 391-1308 (305 amino acids)
Biological process (GO): response to cold; transmembrane transport
Source: RefSeq, a predicted model, not a curated record
AGAUGUGUUUGUUCUGUGUUUUGGUCAUUGAUUUAAAAACCUUACCUUGAUCGCAUUGUUAUUUCUAGUAGUAUCCUCUUAAGGAUGAAACCCAAAGUCUUUAUUAGAACACAAAAGCUUUCUGUAUCUCUCACUGCACUGGAUGAGGAUGCACAAACUUUCUCGGCAAUGUUCAUUUUCUUAGUUCAUAGAUCUGAAUUGAUAACAAUUUCACGGCUUCAUAGUCCUUGCUAGUCCCCAAUUAACUAUGGCCAUCAACGGAAUUUCCAGUAUAGCACUUGUCGGUGUGUUGGAAGAAACAUUGCAGUGAAAAGAUUUCAUCUUUAGUGACAGUCACUGGUUUCCUUGAACAGCCUUGUGGUGAGUUGGGUCUUUCUUGAAUGUACCCAAAUGAAAUCAGGCCAUGAGCAUGGUGGAGUUGAUACUGCUCAAACAAAGAUCUUACUAACAUCUUUCUCAGCUAUGGUGGCUGAGACCACGACUUUCCCCAUAGACUUGAUCAAAACAAGACUCCAACUGCAUGGCGAAUCACUUUCAUCGAGUCGUCCCACCAGGGCAUAUCGAGUAGGUUUGGGCAUUGUUCGUGAACAAGGUGUUGUUGGCCUUUACAGUGGCCUGUCUCCAGCAAUUAUUAGACACCUGUUCUACACGCCUAUUCGAAUUGUUGGGUACGAGCACCUGAGAAGUGUGGUUUCUGCUGAUAAUGGUUCAUUCUCUAUUGUUGGCAAGGCUGUAGUCGGUGGAACCUCUGGUGUCAUGGCUCAGAUUAUAGCCAGCCCUGCCGAUCUUGUCAAGGUGAGGAUGCAAGCUGAUGGGCACAGGGUGAACCAAGGUCUUCAACCUCGGUAUUCGGGGCCAUUUGAUGCUCUGAACAAAAUUGUUCGAGCUGAAGGAUUUCGAGGACUGUGGAAGGGUGUUUUUCCUAAUAUCCAAAGAGCCUUCCUAGUGAACAUGGGAGAACUUGCCUGUUAUGACCAUGCUAAACAAUUUGUAAUUAGAAGUAGGAUAGCCGACGAUAAUGUUUAUGCCCACACAUUAGCUUCCAUCGUGUCAGGUUUAGCUGCAACUUCUUUAAGUUGUCCAGCUGAUGUUGUGAAGACUAGAAUGAUGAAUCAAGCAGCCAAAAAGGAAGGGAAAUAUUUAUAUAAUAGCUCUUAUGAUUGCUUGGUAAAGACAGUAAAAGUUGAAGGAAUAAGAGCAUUGUGGAAAGGAUUUUUCCCCACUUGGGCAAGGCUUGGCCCAUGGCAAUUUGUGUUCUGGGUUACCUACGAGAAGUUUAGAAAAUUUGCAGGUCUCUCUUCUUUCUAAUAUGGUAUUUUGAUUUAUAGUGGCAUUCAUUCAUACAUAAUAAAUUCACUAGUCACAGCCUACAGGGUACUAACACUCAGAUCUCCAUCUUUCCAACAUUUAGCUUGGUAUAUAAUUUUUUGGGAUAAAUUACAAACUUCUGUUUUAAGAGAGGACUAAAUUAUACUACCUAUGUGUUAUACUGCUUC